GCAUUUCAUUUCAUUUCUACUUUUAUUUCUGGGCAAUACAUCAAUUGUUUUUUUGUUUCGGACAAACGGGAAAAUAAAAUAUAUACGAAAAUCAAAACUUAGUCAACAACAGCAGUAAAUUUUUGUUUGAGCUGCAACAGAAAAGUAAAUUAAAUAAAACACAACACACAACACAAUUGAAUAUUGCGCGAAAAUUUCAAGUGGCAAUCCUCGGUCGAGAGUUUUUUUUUUUAAACAUUUCAAGACGAAGAUGUUGCGACAACUGCAAUUGAGAGUUCCCAUCAAAGCGGUGCAGCUCAAGCGUUCCUUGACUUACACUCCCAAGCAAUGGCAAUCUCGUGCCUUGAUCGAUGUGCUGAAGAAGCAGCAGCAGUCGAAACAGAUGCAACAUAAGGUGGAACAAUUGAUGGUCAUCAAACCCGUAACCUUGAUGGGAGGCUGCUCUAAUGUGCCACGCCUCGAGUUGCCCAUCAAGCGGCAGUACAGCGUUUGCCCCAAGCCCUACGAGUUGCAGUUGCUGCCACGUGGCAGCAGCAACCAGAACGGAGGAAACAACAACACUUGCGAUCAACAAUCAUCGAACAAUGUCGUGGCUUUGGUGCCCUUGGAGCAGUCGCAAUCGGAUCACAAGAAGCCGCAAUCGAAGAUGCCGGAACAGCAGCAGCAGCAUCAGCAGCCAUCGACUCGCAAGAUUCCAUACUACAAUCCAUUGAGGCGUCGCAGCAACGUCGAUCCGGCACGCGUUCAGUACAUCAAGGAUCGCUUCAAGGAGCGCAACAUUGAGUCCGAUGCCAGCAAAAAGACGUCGGCCAAGAAGUUUGUCUCGCGCACCACUUUGCACUCGGGUCGAUUGGACAAGAUUGAUUAGAUGAAGAAGAAGAUGAUGAUGAUACGACCUCUCCCGACUUGCCCCCGGGAUCUGUCCUGCCCCGUGUUGUGAAUAGUUAGGCCUUUCUUCACUCUCCACUUCCUUCACAUACAACUCCAAACAAUUCCCGAAUCUCACUACACAAAAUGAACAAAUGCGAAUGCGAAUUCGAAUCGAAUCGAGAUUCGCAAGCUCAUUUUACUUGAAAUAACCAUAAAUAUAUAUUUUACUGUUUGUUAGCAUUGCA
Molecule: messenger RNA, 1115 nt
Organism: Drosophila albomicans
Lineage: Eukaryota; Metazoa; Arthropoda; Insecta; Diptera; Drosophilidae
Exons: 2
Coding region: 251-868 (205 amino acids)
Source: RefSeq, a predicted model, not a curated record